CUACACAACACUAGCCUCCCCCCUGCUUUUCCCCAUAAUAAAAUCUCAAGGAAUUAAAGCUGGUGGAAAGCUCCCUUCCUAUGUUCUGUGUGUGAGAGGAGGCCCCAAACAAACACACCUAAAGAAAAAAACAUUCUCUUAGAGAGAGAGAGAGAGAAAUUGUAGACCAUUUCUCUUCCGCCCUAAGCUAUAGCUGUAACCCUUUUUAUUUUUUGUUCUUGUUUACGGUAUAUAAUUAUCUUCCCCACCUCCUGUGUAUCCCUUCAUGUGAUCAACAUUUAGACCCCCCUAAAUAGAAGAUCAUAUAUAGCUACUACACCACCGAGUGAUCACAACUAGAUUAUAUAUAUAUACACACACACACACAUAUAUAUAUAUAUAAUAAAUAAUAAUAAUUAAUAAUUAUCCAUGUUAAGCUCUCCCUCGCCGGCCCCCGCACCGCCGCCGCCGCCUCUGCCGCUCCUCCUCAGCGGCGGCGUGGGCGACGCGUCCUCCGCCUCCCCCGGCCCUCCGCAGCCGUUCCCUUCCUCGCACAUUGCCGCCGCGACCGCCAAGAAGAAACGCCGGCCGGCCGGCACUCCAGAUCCGGACGCGGAGGUGGUGUCGCUGUCGCCGCGGACGCUGCUGGAGUCGGACCGGUACGUGUGCGAGAUCUGCAACCAGGGGUUCCAGCGGGACCAGAACCUGCAGAUGCACCGGCGGCGGCACAAGGUGCCGUGGAAGCUGCUGAAGCGCGAGGGCGGCGCGGGGGGCGAGGGGGCCGGCGCGGAGGCGCGGAAGCGGGUGUUCGUGUGCCCGGAGCCGAGCUGCCUGCACCACGACCCCUGCCACGCGCUCGGCGACCUCGUCGGGAUCAAGAAGCACUUCCGCCGCAAGCACAGCACCCACCGCCAGUGGGUCUGCGCCAAGUGCUCCAAGGCCUACGCCGUCCAGUCCGACUACAAGGCCCACCUCAAGACCUGCGGCACCCGCGGCCACUCCUGCGACUGCGGCCGCGUCUUCUCCAGGGUGGAGAGCUUCAUAGAGCACCAAGACGCAUGCAGCGCGGGACGAGCCCGAGCCCGAGCCGAGCUCCAAACCCCGCCGCCGCCUCCGGCGUGCUUGUCGCGAACCGGUUCGAGCCCGAGCCCGUCCAGCGACACCAAUUUUAGCCCAACAACGACGCUUGCGACGCUCAUCAUGCCGAACCGCAACGCCGCCACUAUGUUGCGCCACGCUGAUCAGCUAUUCCCUUCACCCCGCUCCCACAAUCUCGAGCUCCAGUUACUCCCCCCCUCGACCACCCAACAGUACUCCGUUUCCUCCACUCUCUCCUCCUCUCUCGCUUCCGUCGUCGCCGACGAGGCCCGCGACACGACGCUGAGGCUUUCGAUCGGUAACUUUACCGGUAACAGCGGCCCCUCCGACAAUAUAUACCCCGCGUGCGCUGUUAGCGAAGAGGCGAGGGAGCGGUCGAGGUUGGCGGCGGCGGACGAGGCGCGGCGGGAGGCCAAGCGGCAGAUAGAGCUGGCCGAGCGGGAGUUCGCGGACGCGAAGCGGAUCCGGCACCAGGCGCAGACGGAGCUCGACCGGGCGCGCGCGAUACGCGACCGCGCCGUGCAGCAAAUCAAUUCGGUCUUGCUCCAAAUCACUUGCUACGCCUGCAAGAAGCACUUCCGGGCGAAGCCCGUCGCGGCUUCUGACGAGAACUCGUCGCUCGUCGCGACGAGCUACGUGUCGUCGGUGGUGACCCAAGUCGAAGCGGAGAACGAUGAUCGUCGCCAAAAUAAUAACAAAACCAAGAUCGAUCCUUUUCAGUGAGAAUGUAGUUAUUAGAAGUAUAUGCUUGCUUUAGUUUAACUGUAUGAGCUAUCCACGAGUGGGGGGUAAUUAGGUAAUUAAAGUUAAUGCUGUGGUCGUGAAGGGUCUAUUGUGGCAUGAGAUCUUAUAUAUGUUUGUUUGCUUGUUUUGUUAUUAUUAUUAUUAUCAUUGAUGAAGGAGAAAGCGAGGGGGUGAUGAUGUUCAUGAUAAGGAUGAUUAUGAUCGAGAGUUUGGAUCUCUUCUUUUCCUUUUGGAUCCGCUUAUGUGGUGUGCAUUUGUAAAUGGAAAUGUUAAUUUCUCUGAAAAGCUAUGCAAAUAAAUGAAUGAAAAAAAAAAAAAGCAAAUUAAUUUGGUGCAA
This is a messenger RNA of Ananas comosus (pineapple), 2158 nucleotides long. Its product is annotated as protein indeterminate-domain 16-like. The record is from RefSeq and is a predicted model, not a curated record. The coding region runs from base 409 to 1800 and encodes 463 amino acids. The transcript is spliced from 4 exons. Gene Ontology annotation, cellular component: nucleus. Lineage: Eukaryota; Viridiplantae; Streptophyta; Magnoliopsida; Poales; Bromeliaceae. Gene Ontology annotation, molecular function: DNA-binding transcription factor activity.